AUGUCUCAAGCCCAAACCCCUAUGACUGCCCCCGAUGCGCCGACCAGCGACUUUCCAAAGCACCUUGCUGAGGAUUCUAAGGCUGCCGUUAUCGAUGCCUUCGAUGCCAGUACUGUGACCGCACCUGAGCUUGUCGCAUCAUUGAUCAAAAACGGAGGGUGUGUAGUACGCGGAAUUCUUAAUACCGACCAAUUAGCCCUCAUUGAGAACGACAUUCGACCUUGGAUCGAAAAGGACUGUCCUUGGAAAGGUGACUUUUUCCCUCCCGAGACUCGGCGGGUUAUGGGUUUGGUCGAGAAGUCUAAAAUUUUCACUGAUCUAAUCCCUGGAAACCGUCUGUACCGGGAUGUGUGCGAUACCCUUUUGACAUCUACUCACGAAAGCUGGCUGGGCCAGACGCUCGAAACCAGUGUUUCGAAGCCACAACUGAAUAACACUAUUGUCUUCAGUAUUGGUCCCGGCGCAAGACGCCAGGAACUUCACCGCGACGACAUGAUAUUCCAUAACGAGUUGGCCGAGCUUGCUUCGCACGAAGACUACACGAUUGGCCGUGACACCAACAUUGGGUUUUUCGUGGCAGGUAAAAAGACAACCAAGGCCAAUGGGGCUACCAGAUUUAUCCCCCGAAGCCAUCUGUGGGCGAAGACCACCCCGCCAAACGAAGAUCUGACCUACUAUGCCGAACUCGAACCCGGUGAUGGCUUCAUCAUGCUCGCCAGUUGUUUCCACGGAGGCAGUGCAAACACCACCACUGACGAGGAGCGACUUGUCCUCUCCUGCUUUAUGACCAAAGGCUUUCUCAGACAGGAAGAGAACCAAUACCUCGCUAAUUCGCUCGAGAGUGUGAAGAGAUACCCAGUUGAAAUGCAGAAGAUGAUUGGAUACACUGUUUCUAGUCCCUUUGGCGGGUGGGUUGACCUCAAAGAUCCACGAGCUUUGCUUCUGGAGCCCGGGGAAUAUCUGGAUGGAGAUCUCUUUUGA
Penicillium cataractarum is the source of this 981-nucleotide messenger RNA. RefSeq names its product phytanoyl-CoA dioxygenase family protein. NCBI's taxonomy places the organism in Eukaryota, Fungi, Ascomycota, Eurotiomycetes, Eurotiales, Aspergillaceae. Bases 1 to 981 code for a protein of 326 amino acids. The record is from RefSeq and is a predicted model, not a curated record. The transcript is spliced from 2 exons.